Fragaria vesca subsp. vesca is the source of this 1956-nucleotide messenger RNA. Its product is annotated as pentatricopeptide repeat-containing protein At3g05340-like. The coding region runs from base 1 to 1956 and encodes 651 amino acids. Lineage: Eukaryota; Viridiplantae; Streptophyta; Magnoliopsida; Rosales; Rosaceae. The record is from RefSeq and is a predicted model, not a curated record. The transcript has a single exon. Gene Ontology annotation, molecular function: RNA binding; protein binding. Gene Ontology annotation, biological process: RNA modification.
AUGAAAUCCAAAUGGGUCUUUCACUUCCACAACCUCACCUCUCACUACUUCUCCCCCUCCUGGCUUUCUUCUAUCUCCUCUCUUUUCAAGAACCCUAUUUCCGAAACCUCGCCAUUGGUCCUCAACCAUGUCGAUGUAACUCUGCUUCUUUCCUUCUGUGGCAAAAAUCGUCACUUUCAAUUGGGUUCUUCCCUUCAUGCAUCUAUCAUUAAGAACCCUGAACUUUUCGAGCCCGAGAAUCGCAAUGUCGUUGUACUUUGGAACUCUUUGCUUUCCAUGUACUUGAAAUGUGGGCAGUUGUGGGAUGCGGUUAAGGUGUUCGAUGAAAUGCCUGUGAGAGAUACGGUUUCGUGGAACACUGUGAUAUCGGGGUUUUUGAGGAAUGGGGAGCCUGAGACUGGUUUUGGGUACUUCAAGAGGAUGUUGGAGUCAGAUUAUUGUCGAUUUGAUAAAGCUACUUUGACUUGCCUUAUAGCGGGUUUUGAUGGGGUGGAGGGUUGUUACUUGAACAAGAUGAUGCAUGGUUUGGCGGUUUUGAAUGGAUUUGAGCGGGAAACUGCAGUGGGGAAUGCUUUGAUAACAUCUUACUGUAAAUGUGGGUGCUUUGGCUCAGCAAGGCGGGUUUUUGAUGAGAUGUUUGAGAGGAAUGUAAUUACGUGGACUGCAAUGAUUUCGGGCCUUGCACAUUAUGGUUUCUAUGCUGAGAGCUUGAAGUUGUUUGCGGAUAUGCUUGGUGGUGUGGUGGAACCGAAUGCUAUGACGUUUUUGGGCUCACUUAUGGCAUGUUCUGGAUUGCAGGCAAUAAGGGAGGGGCGUCAGAUCCAUGGCCUUGUAUGGAAAUUGGGAGUUCAAUCGGACCUGUGUGUGGAGAGUUCAUUGAUGGACAUGUAUUCAAAAUGUGGUAGUGUGGAAGAUGCAUGGAGAAUCUUUGAGUCCACUAAAGAACUUGAUGAGGUUUCCAUGACUGUUAUCCUUGUGGGAUUUGCACAGAAUGGGUUUGAGACAGAAGCUAUCCAGAUUUUUGUGAAAAUGAUGAGGGCAGGGAUUGAAAUUGACCCAAACAUGGUUUCAGCAGUUCUUGGAGUAUUUGGUGUUGAUACUUCUUUAGGUCUGGGAAAGCAACUACACUCUUUGAUAGUCAAGAAGAAUUUUGGUUAUAAUUCUUUUGUCACCAAUGGGCUAAUAAAUAUGUACUCCAAGUGUGGAGAGCUGGAGGAUUCAGAAAAAGUGUUCACUCAAAUGCCUCAAAGGAAUUCAAUUUCAUGGAAUUCAAUGAUUGCGGCGUUUGCCCGUCAUGGAGAUGGCUCCAAAGCAUUACAACUGUAUGAAAAUAUGCAAAUGGAAGGCGUACAACUGACAGAUGUUACAUUUCUGUCUCUACUUCAUGCUUGUAGCCAUGCUGGCUUGAUUGAAAGGGGCAUGGAAUUUCUGAACUUUAUGAAAGAAGAACAUGGGAUGAGUCCAAGGCCAGAACACUAUGCUUGUGUUGUUGACAUGUUAGGUCGGGCAGGACUUUUAACUGAGGCUAAAUCUUUUAUUGAAGGACUACCUGAAAAUCCUGGGAUACUUGUUUGGCAAGCAUUACUCGGUGCUUGUAGCAUUCAUAAAGAAUCUGAUAUUGGGAAAUAUGCUGCAGAUCAGUUGUUUUUGACAGCACCGCAGUGUCCCGCACCAUAUGUUUUGCUUGCCAAUAUAUAUUCUUUUGAAGGAAGGUGGAAAGAGAGAGCAAAGACUAUUAAGGGGAUGAAGAAGAUGGGAGUGGCAAAAGAAGCGGGUAUUAGUUGGAUUGAAAUCGAAAAGAAAGUUCAGAGCUUUGUUGUUGGUGAUAAAAUGCAUCCACAAGCGGAGAUCAUUUAUAGGCUCUUGGCAGAUUUGCUUAGACUUAUGAAGGAUGAAGGAUACGUACCGGAUGAGAGGUUUUUACUUUAUUACUUGGAUCAAGAUGAAAAGAGAUGA